This is a messenger RNA of Suillus fuscotomentosus, 3651 nucleotides long. RefSeq lists its product as uncharacterized. NCBI's taxonomy places the organism in Eukaryota, Fungi, Basidiomycota, Agaricomycetes, Boletales, Suillaceae. The record is from RefSeq and is a predicted model, not a curated record. Bases 1 to 3651 code for a protein of 1216 amino acids. The transcript is spliced from 10 exons.
AUGACUCAAGAUGCCCCCGAUAACCCACCAUCUUCUCACUCGAGCUAUGUGGGCCUAUCUUCAGAUACCUUCGAUUACAUGCAAGAACAGUUCGGUGGCGGUCGUCGAUGUGCAACACCACCUGUCGAGCUUACUCCUUCACGACUCAGGAGUAAGCUGAAGGCCACAGCGCGUGAUGUUGGCCUUGUCAAAGGUGCAUCGAUCCGCCGCCAGGCCUAUGAAAACCUCACUGUGGGAGAUCAAGAUCCCACACCUGUGCAGUCUAGUACAACAGACUUCACGCAUAUGGUGGCAGACGGCACUUCGACAAAUGAGACAUCAUCGCUAACGGGCCACGUGGCUAGUAGUCGACACGCAUCGCCAUUUCCGACUACACAUGCUCCUGCGCAGCUCCAGGAUAUUUUUUACGGCUCUAUGAGCCAGCAACCUGCGUGGAUGGAUCCCAACUCUUCUGACGCCUUCAGCAUGAUGGGGACUACAUCUUUUUUACCUGGAGGAUCACAACAUCACCUCAUCACACAGGACAUGAACCGCUUAGCACCGCCCCCAAGUUUUAAUUUCCCUACAAAUUCAUCAGGUCAAACAAUGGCUUCUCGUGCAUGUUCCCUAGAGCCUCAUGCUACAGGCCAAACACCUUCAGGAUUUACGCAGGAUUUUUCAGGCGAAGUCGCACCAUUCAUCCUUCGGCCUGUUCCGUCAUCAUCACCUCAAGAUCAUGCGCCUCCCCUCCCAGCAACAAACAUUAUUCCACCAACACCAUUUCAGACUAACACUUCCACCUCGACAAAUUCCAUUGGCGUGGUCACUACUUUUCAUCAACGCUUUCCCGAAGAGCAUGAGCCAGUGACCCAUCAAGAGGGGAAUACAGUCACCGGGCGUAGGUCCGCAGAACUGAACACAGCACUCGAUGUAGGGUUUGCUGCAGUCGAGCGCUGCUUUCUCGAUCUUUCUACAUCUACUACACUUCCUGUUUCACAGUUAAUUAACUUGUUCUUGAAGAGUCGUGGACGCACCGUGAAUGGCACCAACUACUGGAACUUGUACGCCAACUACUUCAAGGAGCACAUCAAGACAGAGCUUGCACGUAUUGGCCGAGAGGCCCCAGCCGGAGGUGGCACACCUAGUGCAACCGUGCAUACUCAAUGCUACGACAAAUUCAAAGAGGCGUAUCCUGAAUCUUAUCAAGACCUUCUGUUGAUGCACAAGGAGGCGUUACUCCUUGGAUCGUCUACCCAGACAAUAGCUCAGCGGGGACAGGGAUUCCAGAAGCAUUAUCGAAGAGUAAUACAGAUUCUUGACUCUGCUUCCGCUAAGUGUGGCUUUGAAGCAGCCGUUGUCUUAUGUGGCAAAGUGGUAAAUGAAGAUGGAUCACUGGGUCACUCGUAUAGUAUGCCGGGUGCUGCAGGGUUCUGGCAGACACGAUGCCGAGCCAGUGAUGAUGCCAUCAUCGGACAUCUUAAAGCACACGUGUACAAUAACACAUCGUUAGCUACGGUGGAUGAAGUGUUCCAUGACGAUACCCACAGCGACUCAUUGACCCCCCGCUCGACUUCAAACAACGGUCGCGAGCAGUCUCAGGCUCCUGAAGGACGUGAUGAUGGUUUAAAGUGGGUUAAGCUCGAGCUGAUCAAACAAGUCGCCCAGCUUGGGGGCAAGUGUGCCUGGGACGAAAACUUCCCUUGGAAAGGCAUGUCCAGCGCACUUGCUGAUGCCAAUAUCUGCAUUAGAGGGUAUCCGGCUGACAGAUGUCUCUUGCCUGGCGAAGCUCACAAUGAGAACUCGAAGAACAAGGGUAUUGGGGCGCUGACCCAGAGAGAAAUCGUGGUGCUCGUGGAGGCAUUGAAGUCAGGAACUAUGCAAGUUGUCAAAGUUGACAAGGUACAUCGAGCAUCUGUUAUGGCCUCCGAAAGGCCGGUCAUCACAGGCAUAGCGCCUCCCUCUGACUGGCCACAUGCCGGUGCUCGACGACUGUUUGUUAAUGGUGACACAGACUACCAUGGCCCAGCUCGUCUUAAGUCUAGCAAUGCAGCUACCAAAGUCAAGAAGGCCGAUAAAGCGACAAAAGCCCCACCACCACCUGAUGAUGAUGACGACGACAGUUCAGAUGAUGACCAUCCAGUGGUACCUGCUGUUCAAAUCGCUGCACCACCACCAAUACCACCCCCGUUUAAAGUUGUUGCACUACCACCCUCACGCCCAUUCAAAAUUGUUCCAAAGCCAGAACCGACUGCGGCACAUGAUGAGGUGAUCGAACUUACUUCGGCCGGGGAGAAUGUCGCCACAGAGCCUGACAGCGAGUAUGAAGAAGCACGUGGAAAGAAGAGAAAACUGAAGUCUAGGAAUACAUCGCAUGCAUCAAAGAAGCCAGCCUCAUCCAACGAGAAGGCUGACGUGUCAAAAGUGGGGAAGAAAGCUGCACAUUCAAAGCAACCCAAAGUGCCUGCCUUACCAACCUCAACAACUUCUCCAACGAAGGGUGGCCCUCUGUCCCCAUUGACAGUGGGGUCAUCGAGUGUGGCGGCAUCACCAGAGCCUAAGGCUGGGGCUGCAGCAGUAGCAUCACGUCAGGAUGGUCCUUCUAACGUGCGCACAAAGGUAAAACCACGUCCAAUCACCAGGGAAUCCAAGGGUACAAUGAAACAUGCUCUUCGGAUGGCAUACAGCCACUCGGACGGAUCUGAAGUGGAUGAGGGUAAGAAGAUGGAUGUGGCUGUGAAGAGUGCUGUCUCCCCUGCUUUAGAUAAUGUUGCCGUGGAAACAGUACAGGAAGACUUGCCUUCAGAGGCUCAAACCACCAAUCCCGUCGAGGAGGAUCUUCACCAUAUCGUUCACGACCCUCAUAACCCUCCAGAUACCACACACCAAGCUCAUGAUGAGCUUCCUGUCCAUCGUAACCCUCCCGAGGGUAUCCAGCGAGGCUCCAAUGAGGCUGUCCAGCGAGACCCUCAUGAGGGUGACCCUAUACAUCACCCACGGGAACCUCAACGUGAGGUUGUCCCUCUCCGCAAUCCUCACGAGCCUCGUCACAAUGUCCUCCAUGACCCUCGAGACAUUCCCCAUCACGCCCCUCGCGACAUCUUGCGUGACCCUCGUCAGCCUCUUCGCAGUCAUUCUCGUGAGCCAUGGUACAUGCACGAGGCUGUGCAUCGUCGUGAAGUCCAUCAUCUGCGUGAAGAUUCUCCAAUAAUUGAGCGUGACGCUCUCCACCCUCGCGAUGCCUUCUAUCACCAUGACCUUCGCAAUCCCCGUUAUCCUAGUUUGCAACCUCACGACCGUUACGGAUCCAAUGAGCCUCAUGCCAACAGUGACUUCACCACACGGGAUAGCUCUCCAGCCUUGGAGGUAUACCGUGAUGACCAUUAUGCUCACGGUGAGCGUGAACGUACAUACCCAGGUCGAUACAGCCCAGUACUCGGUCCUGAAUAUGCUCAUGAAAGCGGAUAUUCUCGACGUGAUGAUCUUGAUGAGCGCCGGGCAUUUGGUGGAGGAGCUUACCGUGAAAGCGGAUACCCUCCAAGAAGAACUCGUCACCUGGAUUCCAGAUGGAUGGAUCGUCGUAAUGCUCCAUCUUUGGACUAUGCUCAUCAUGAAGCUGUGCCCCGAUCAUUCAGUCGAGAUCCAGUCGACUCUCCACGCCCUCCUUCAUCUUAA